UACAGAAAAAAUAAACGUGGCCAAUUAAUAGGAGAAUAAAACAGCCAAUUAGCAGUUAACCAUAUAAUUUCCACUUUUCCAUUGAAACCUCUCUUCAAUUGUCCCCCUCUGCCCUUUUUCCCUUCUUCCGAUCUAUCAUCAUACGCAACCUCUGUUUUUGGUGUGUUCCAGUACGGUUAAUUUAUUCGGAGUAUUUUUUUGGGCCUUAACAUUCAAGGCAAAGAAGUUGAUAUUUAGAUGAUAAAAAGUAUUUUUGGCCAUGGAUGCAUGGGUUGCUGCUAAGUCCUUAUCUCUGCUUGCACCCAAGGGUGUUGUAUAGCGGUCAAUGAAGUGGAUGAGAACCAUGAGGUCUCAAGUUCAGAUCUCUGCAGACACAAAAGUACUAGAUCGCCAUUGUCAAACAAAAUGAUUAUAGCUUGUUCUCCUCCAAGCAGGCAUCACUCCACAAAAUUUCAACCACGAAGAUAGGUCAAAGGAGCAUGUCGCACGGUAAUCGUAUAGUUGAUUUAGAAGCAGAUCAGCAAGGUCAAGAGUUUUUUCAUUCUGCGCCUUGCAUGUUUUAUGCACAGCCUAAUGUCCAUGCAGCAGUACCAGCUCCUGGAAAUGCUGGUAAUAUCUAUUUGCACCAUGUACCAGACCAUCAAGAGGGUGCCUUAACAUAUGGGUUGACACAGUACAAUGGGGUUCAACAUCAGCAUCCUGACCUAGCCAGUUCUGCUUCUUCAAUUCAUUACAAUCCGUACAUGGCUGUUUCAUCCGCUUCUAGAGAUUUCCCUGUUCCAGUAAAUCAUGGGCCACAUGAUCAGCUUCAAUCGGGCUCUCACAACAUCGUUGGAAUGAAUUCAGACUAUGGAAGGAACAAUCAUUACAUGGACAAUGUCAGAGGAUCAUUUAAGAGAAAGAAUGCUGAAGGAAUUCCUGCAAAUCUUCAAUAUCAUCAUGCUUUGGCAGGUUCCAGUUCUUCUGUUGCUCCAGUGAUUGCAAGACCACAUGAAUCUGAUGUUUUAAUGGAUGCUGCAUCAUUUACACCACCAGAUUAUGGAGGCAAUUCAUCAUCAUUCAUUGAGGAUGGAGCACCUAGAAGUAUGAGUAACAGUUCUGGUGCUAGUGGUCCAGAAAAUGUUGCAAGGCAUAACCAUAAUCAUUUAUUUCAAGGAAACUAUAUAAGUCAGACCCAUCAGCUGCCUGGAAAUCCCUGGUUGGACCUGCAGUUCAACAGCAAUGGCAGUGAGACUCAAACUUGGGCAUGGAAUCAGGCUGCUCCGUUACCCUAUGUACCUGGUGGGAUUGGAGGCUGCAUAAAUGCCGGAAACAUGGGCGUGCUAGGUUAUCAAAUGACAUCUAGCAAUGGAGGUUUGACUAGUUUUCUGCAUCCACCCGUCCCUCAAGGGCACCCAGGCUUUCAUCAUCUGCCACCUAAUAUUCAAGGAAUGAGAGGCCAGCCUAUCACCUUCCCUCCGCAAAUGACAGCACCAUCCUCACACCACUUACCAAAUACUUCGUCCAAUGUCGCCACUAACCUAAUGCAAGGCGUUGUAGAGGCAGGGCCCAGAUAUAUGCCCUCUCUACCAACUGGCUUCAGAUUUUACAGGCCUCAUCAAAGGGCUACCGUGCUUGAAAGGAAUACUAGACAUCGGAACCUCCCUAACAUGAGAGUUCUGCCAGAAGAUGGAGUGGCAAUGCUGGAUGUUUCAGGCUACCGUGAAGUUAACAGUCCCAUUGAUCAGCAUGGAGAUAUGCGUUUGGACAUAGAUCACAUGUCCUACGAGGAACUUCUUGCACUGGGGGAGCAGAUUGGCAAUGUAACAACUGGGUUGUCAGAUGAAAUAAUCGUUAGCCGUUUGGAAACAAGAUCAUUUUCAUCCCCGGGGAUUCCUUUCACCCUGGAAACUGCUGCAUGUUUGGAUCACGAAACUGAUUUCUGCGUCAUAUGCCAGGCUAAUUACAACAACCAAGAAACUAUAGGAACUCUUGAUUGUGGGCAUGAAUAUCACGCGGAGUGUGUAAAGAAGUGGUUGGUUGUGAAGAACUCUUGCCCCAUCUGCAAAUCCACUGGAUUGUCAAAAGAACAAAAAAAUUCGUGAAUAAAGGGAGUUGGUUGGUGGAUGAAUAAUUUUUAGAGUGGAGCAUUUUUUCCUCUUGCUAAAUAUUUGUUCUCUAACAAGAGGAAAACGUUCUUGAACCUGUAUUUAUAUAAUAUAUAUUUGUAUAGACUUUGGCUAGAUGUUAGCAUAUAACUUGGUGACCUUAAUUUGUCACCUGAAUUUGUACAGACCUCUUGAUUUUGUUGGGAACCCUGUGCAUGAUUGUGAAUUUUGUAUAGACAUCUGAAAAUAGCUUGUUCGACCAUGCAUGAUUACUAUAUCCUUUAUGGAUUAA
Molecule: messenger RNA, 2379 nt
Organism: Capsicum annuum
Lineage: Eukaryota; Viridiplantae; Streptophyta; Magnoliopsida; Solanales; Solanaceae
Product: probable E3 ubiquitin-protein ligase ZFP1
Exons: 8
Coding region: 480-2084 (534 amino acids)
Molecular function (GO): ubiquitin protein ligase activity
Source: RefSeq, a predicted model, not a curated record